Sphaeramia orbicularis (orbiculate cardinalfish) is the source of this 1823-nucleotide messenger RNA. RefSeq names its product proto-oncogene c-Fos-like. NCBI's taxonomy places the organism in Eukaryota, Metazoa, Chordata, Actinopteri, Kurtiformes, Apogonidae. Gene Ontology annotation, cellular component: nucleus. Bases 151 to 1302 code for a protein of 383 amino acids. Gene Ontology annotation, biological process: regulation of transcription by RNA polymerase II. Gene Ontology annotation, molecular function: RNA polymerase II cis-regulatory region sequence-specific DNA binding; DNA-binding transcription factor activity, RNA polymerase II-specific. The record is from RefSeq and is a predicted model, not a curated record. The transcript is spliced from 4 exons.
UUUCAGUAGCUGAACAAGGACCGGAGCAAAAACAACGGGAGCGACAUUUAAGAGUUUCUCACAAACCUACUAAAAGGGAUUUCCUCAUCAGAAGUUUACAUUCCCCCCUAGUAGAGUUUGUCUGGAUCUUCCUACUUUCUUUUGAGAACGAUGAUGUUCACCGCUUUCAACACGGAGUGCGACUCUUCCUCCCGCUGCAGCACAGCUUCACCUUCUGCUGACAAUCUGGGAUAUCAUCCCUCACCGGCAGGAUCUUAUUCCAGCAUGGGAUCUCCCCAGUCUCAGGAUUUCACUGACUUGACAGGAUCAAGUGCCUCCUUCAUCCCUACUGUCACAGCCAUCUCAACAAGCCCUGAUCUGCAGUGGAUGGUUCAGCCUCUGAUCUCCUCAGUGGCCCCCUCACACCGAGCUCACCCUUACAGCUCCAGCCCCAGCCCAGCCUACACUAGACCAUCCAUGAGGUCUGCAGCAUCCAAGGCUCACAGUUCUACCAAAAGAGGCAGAAUUGAACAGAUUUCACCUGAAGAGGAGGAGAAGAGAAGAAUUCGCAGGGAGAGAAACAAGCAGGCAGCUGCAAAAUGCCGUAACAGGAGGCGAGAGCUUACUGACACACUCCAAGCUGAAACUGAUCAGCUGGAAGAUGAGAAGUCCAGUUUGCAGAAUGAUAUUGCCAACCUUUUGAAGGAGAAGGAGAGGCUGGAGUUUAUUCUAGCUGCCCACCAACCCAUCUGCAAAAUCCCCACAGAGCUGGACAUGGACUUCCCUGUGAGCACCAUUUCUCCAACCCACUCUUGCCUGUCCACAGAGGUGUCCCCUCAGCCACAGAGCACCGUCACAGAGGCAUGCGCCAUCACCUGCACCCAGCCAACCUUCACCUCUGCCUCCAACUCUAUCUUCUCCAGCAGCAGCAGCAGCAACACCGUCCACUCCACCGCCACCAUCCCCAACAACACAGUCAAGAUGACAGACCUGGAUGUUUCCGUCUUAGAGGAGUCUCUGGAUCUGCUGGCGAAGACAGAGAUGGAGACUGCACGGUCAGUGCCAGAGGUUGACCUGUCCAGCUCCCUUUAUACAACUCAGGACUGGGAGCCCCUUCACGCCUCAACCAAUAACAGUGACUUUGAACCACUGUGCACUCCCGUAGUGACCUGCACCCCAGCCGGCACCACCUACACAUCUUCAUUUGUAUUUACCUUUCCAGAGGCAGAGACCUUCACCUGUGGCAUCGCCCACAGGAGAGGAAGCAACAGCAACGACCAGUCCUCUGACUCUCUCAGCUCACCAACCCUGCUGGCCCUUUAAAGACACUUCCAAAAACAAUAACACUUUCUAUCAAGCAUCUUUUCUUGAUGAGAGAGAUGUGCAGAUCACAGGGCUAUGGAAUUGACUUGUAUCAGUUAGCAAAUUAUUUUUAUUUGCCAUUAUCUAUACUUGCCUAUUACACCGAUGUAGCAAGUUAUAGCAUGUUUCAACUAAUACCAUCUAGUCGUUUUAGUUCAAUAUGAUUUUAUGGUGCUAGAUAACAAAUGUUGUUGUAGUAUUGAUGUGUGUUCAGAGCAAUAUUAUUAUUAUUAUAAUUAUUAUUAUUAUUGAUCCAGUUUGUUUUCUGGUUGAUGAAAUGUGAGAAUAAUUGUGAACCGUUUACUUAAAAACUGAUGUACUUUGUCUUAACCAUGGUCUGAGUGGUCUAUCUUACAUGAAGUUUUCUGUGAAAACAUUAGUGGUAUUAAUUUAUGAAAUUUCAAUUUAUUUUUUUACAAAGAGUAAAAAGAUGGAUGUUGUUUGCAAGAUAUGUAAAUAAAACAUAGUGAUAUUUCAAUUCA